GGAUAAGUGAUUUAAUUUCAUCCGCAUGCAAUUUAUGUUCACAUAAAUUAACAUUCUCGUUGCAUCACCUAUAUUAAUUGUUAAUAAUCGUGACUUCAUGGAAGCUGAAUACUUAUACGAACACGACAAACUACGACAAAAGCAUUUUCAAUGCCAUAUGCCAAGCAACUAUAUAUUUCGCAUACAUCAUCCUUUCUAUUAUAUUUUCGUGAUGAGCACAUACUUGAUAUGACAUACUAAUUAAGAGCACUAUUCAUUUAUUCACCAUUCAAAUCUACCUAAUACCACUUCCAACCAUAUAUUAUUAUAUCACAAUGGAAUAUUUUUCUAUGCUGAAGCUGAAAAUAGAAAAGUUAUUAUUUUGGUACGUCGAAAAAUUCUUUCGAUUGAGAUGAACGUGGCCUUUAAUUGGAGUGGGUGAACGUGGUCCAUAUUUUCAUGUGUUAGUUUUGAGCCUGUAUUGCUUCAAAUCAUAAUCAUAAUUUGUGUAAAAAUCUAGUAUCUCUUACUCUCAGUUUUUUCAAUCACCAUAUUAGGACUUUUGAUUUCUCUUUUAAGUUCCUUAGGCAUUUCACAGACUUCAAUCCUUUAGGUCAUUUAUAAAACUGACUAAUCCUCGAAAUUAUUUGGGAAUCGAAACCCAGAUUCUCCUCAACAAAGUCAGUGUAUUGACAAGUAUUGGUCUUAUUAUAGUUCUUGUCAAAACCAUAAUUUAGAGAGGUAAAACAAAGCAAACCAAAAACCAAAACACAGAGAAACAUCAAGCAAGUUCUUUCCGUCUGGGUGUCUGUCUGUCUCUAUGGACAUAAAUCUUCAACUUGUGAAAUGGACAGUACAUUAAUUAAUACGGCAACUACUUUUUUUCUUUCUUUUUUUUUCUUUUUCCCAUUUAAUAUGGUAGAAGCUUAAGGUAGCACAGACAAACCAACGCGUGCUUUUGCCUUGUGGAGUUGUGGGCUAAUAAAUUUGAAGGCUACAACUGUACUCAGAACAGAAACCAUCUCUUAUCUCAGAGUUGAUGAUGAUAUAAAUAAAGGGCAGAGAAGAGAGAGAGAAAAGAGAGAAUGGAUGUGAGAAACAUUGCUGUGGUGGUGGAAGACGUGGAUGCUGCGAGAACUGCACUGCAAUGGGCACUUCACAACAUCAUUCGCUAUGGUGACAUAAUCACACUGCUCCAUGUCUACCCUUUAACAAGAUCCAAAAGCAAAAACAAAGCUCGUGUUCUUCGCCUCAGGGGCUUCCAGUUAGCACUUUCCUUCCAAGACAUUUGCAACAACUUCUCCAAUACAAAGGUUGAGAUUGUUGUCACGGAAGAGAACAAAGAAGGAAUGAAAAUUGUGGCUAUGGUGCGGCAGAUUGGAGCUUCAAUGCUAGUGGUUGGGCUUCAUGAUCAGAGUUUUCUUUACAGCUUGGCUAUGGUCCAUAGCAACAUAGCUAACUACUUUAACUGUAGAGUCCUUGCCAUCAAUCAGCCUCCUGCGUCCCCACUGAGUCCAAUGGUAGGAGUCCAAGGAAGUUCAGCCAACAUGGACUUUUCACAGAUCGACAUAUCUAGAUUACAAGUUCCUGAACGCCCUCCACCAAAGGUAAAAUAUCGGAUUUGUCCUGAUCCGACUGCAAUUAUCUACAGAUUAAGGAGGUCAAGGAGAAGAAGAUGAAAGGAAAGAUCAACACCUCAAACAUCUCUCGAAGCUGACUGAGUUAAUUUUGAUUAAGAAAAAUUUAUUUUAAUUAAAAUGGUCCCUGAAAAUUUGGGAUCAUGAUCUUUUUUAUUUAACUUUUAAAUUUCUUAUAUAUUCGCCUGCCAUAAAUACAUAAAAAAGUGCAAUUAGCUUUGUAUACAUUUAUUUUGAUUGUAUAGAGUAUCUUGUGGUAACAUUACUUCGGUACACAUUUGAAGAUUGGUGACAUUUUUCUGCCAUCUUUAACCAGCGGCUGCUUUCCUUA
Glycine soja is the source of this 1947-nucleotide messenger RNA. RefSeq lists its product as uncharacterized. The record is from RefSeq and is a predicted model, not a curated record. The transcript is spliced from 4 exons. NCBI's taxonomy places the organism in Eukaryota, Viridiplantae, Streptophyta, Magnoliopsida, Fabales, Fabaceae. Bases 1065 to 1658 code for a protein of 197 amino acids.